This is a messenger RNA of Nothobranchius furzeri (turquoise killifish), 1204 nucleotides long. RefSeq names its product Fc receptor-like protein 5. The record is from RefSeq and is a predicted model, not a curated record. Gene Ontology annotation, cellular component: plasma membrane. Gene Ontology annotation, molecular function: transmembrane signaling receptor activity. Gene Ontology annotation, biological process: cell surface receptor signaling pathway. Lineage: Eukaryota; Metazoa; Chordata; Actinopteri; Cyprinodontiformes; Nothobranchiidae.
ACAAAAAUUCAUCCCACCCCUCCAGAAACAAACGCACCAUGGAGGUUUUACCAUCAGAUAAUCUGCCAACACCUGCAGACUUACACAGAGGCAAAAACAUUAGUGACCAGUUUUUCCUGAGGAACAAGCCUGCACCAUUAGCUUCACACGUCUUUCAACAUCUUACCCUCUCCUCUCUUUCCUCUAGUUUACGUUUCAAAGCCAAAGAUCUCCUUCUCCCUUUUCAAAGUCGGAGACGGUUACCGUGGCAACAUCACCUGCUGGGCACUCAGAGGGAGCCUUCCCGUGAACUUCUCUCUCCUCCUGGAUGACAAAGAGCUCGGCUCCAUCACAGCAACCGAGUCCCUCGCAGCUUGUUUUGACGUUGCCAUGGUAAUCGGACUGGACAUGGGUGACGCGAGGUGUCGGGUAAAAACCGAGGUGCAGGAUUUGAAGAGUGAGCCGGUGACUCUGGAAGUAGUCCCGGUUGGAGGGGACGUGAACCUGCAGGUGGAUUAUCUGUACACCGCCGGGGCCGAGCUGGCUGCUGCCAGAAUGAACUGUCACAUCAGCAGAGGAACGUUCCCGCUCUUCUCCUGGCUCUUCAACAACUCCGUCCUUCCGUCUGAGGAUCGUCAUGUUGAGUUUGUUCUAUCCCAGCCUGGCCCUGGGGAUCCGAGUCAAACCCUCAUCCUCACCGAGCUCAGCCCAAAGCAUUCUGGGUAUUAUCAGUGCAGCGCCAGAGACAGCUAUGACCCCUCGGGGUCGUGGGUGCAGAGUGCAGCCGUGUUGGUCCACAUCACAGACCAGAUCCGUUACCUGAAGCCUCAAGGAGCGUCGCCCACGGAAACACCUCAACAGGUUCUCCUGUCCCCCUUUGAGUCCAUCAGCUUAUUAUUCUGCUGUUUCUUCCUCCUGAUGCUGGGAGUGGCUGUGCUCUGUGUCUGCAAGAUGUUCCACCAAGAUUCCACCAACAUUUCUUCACUAAACCCUCCCUCGCUUCAUCUGUCAGAACCAGAGUCUCAUGCAGGGGCCCUGCAGGCUCCAGUGCUGUCUGCAGUCCAGAACCAGGUGAGGUCAACAGGAAUCACUGAGUUCCUGAAUCAGGCCCCCGAGAUGACACCAGAAGAAUAAUCUAGGCUCUUUGCUGUGAAAUAAACAUGCUCAUAAACACUUUUGAACACAUAAGUGAGAAAUUGUGAAGAAUAAAACACAGUGAAGCUUG